AUGUCUUACUACGGCAACGAGUAUGAUUACGAGUAUGCCCGCCAAUCUGAGCUGGAGCGCGAGUACGAGUACGAGCGUGCUCUUCGAGCCGACCGCAAGUACUACGAGCAAGUCCAUCGGAACGAGGUCGAUAACCAUCGCGCUGAUAUGCGCCGUCGUGAGGAGUAUGCGCACAAGUACACCAAGGCUGCUUGGAUGGAGGAGCAAAGAGACAGAGUCGCAAAGAUCAACCCCGACUGCUUCUACCGAGGCGGUGAUCGAUUUCAUAAUCAUCUGAACGAUGAACUCGAAGACGCUUAUCGGCUGGGUAUGGCUUACAACCCAGAGCCAAGUCGUCGACCACGCAGUUCUAGUCCACGUCGUGCUGCGCCUGCUCGCCGCAAUGCAUCUGCCACUCGUAGCGGGUAUCCUCCAUUCAACAAGACUGCCUCUCGCUAUGAUCCUGCUUCUCGUGAUGAGUCCGGCGCACGUGGUAGAUAUCCUCCACUCUACAAGCCUGCCAGUCGCCAUGAUCCAGCUUCUGUCCACGACACUGCUCUGCCUAUCGCCUACUACGAGUCUUCCUCGGAGUCGGACUCAUCUUCCAGCAGUGAGGAGGAUCUCACCAAAUAUAACGAUGACUACUCCAAGGGCUGCAAGGGCACAUGCUACAUGCCUCUAAAUGGUGCUUCCAAGCCACCAGAGAAGCCUUUCAUUGAGGCUCGGAAUCACUUCAAGGGUCGUUGUACCAUGAAGAAGAAUUUCACCGACGAGAAGCAAUAUACUGAUUACAAUCAGUACUGGGAGGAUGAAGCCAUGGCUAUCGCCACUGACCCAAAGAACCUCAACUGGGGUGAUGCUCUGGGCGAUUGGAAAAACGAGUAUACCGAGUACGGCGAGGAUUGGGAGAAGGAGGCUACGGAGAAGGCUAUGAAGAGUAAGGGCGAUGAGGACUGGGACAAGGGGACGGAUGUUUGGGAUGGAGAGGAGGAAAAUUAG
This is a messenger RNA of Mollisia scopiformis, 978 nucleotides long. RefSeq lists its product as uncharacterized. The transcript has 3 exons. Lineage: Eukaryota; Fungi; Ascomycota; Leotiomycetes; Helotiales; Mollisiaceae. Bases 1 to 978 code for a protein of 325 amino acids. The record is from RefSeq and is a predicted model, not a curated record.